AUGGCCGUGCGAGUCGUGUUGCUGCUUGUCCUGGCGGCCACAGGGGCUCAUGCCAACAUCGUAGAGGUGAGUGUAUACAAUAGCAACGAGUGCCCAGUCGGAUCGGAUGACCUUACGCUGGAGGAGUGCAUAUAUUUCAACAAUACCGACCCCAGAAACGGGGAUGGUCGCUUCGUUGAGCAUAAUGAAAGUUACUAUCCGAAAGGAUGUUUCUUAAUGUACAGCGCUUUCCACUGGAACUACCAUCCCACUGGCGCGGCCCAUGUCAGCACUCGCCUGUUUUGUAAGCAGAUCCCUACGACAAGCACGACUGUCACGUUGACAACUACGACCACAGCGUCCAUCACGACGAGCACGGGCACAACAAUGUCGACCAUCACCAGGUCGAGCAGUACCACGUCGACCGGAACGACGAGCACGGCCACGGCCACGACACAGACCGUGACAACCAGUACGGGCAGCACGAUUAGCAGUUCCAGCAGCACGACGUGGACGGCAACGAGCUUGACGGCAACGACCACGUCAACCACCAUCACGGAGUGCUGGAAAUGCAACUACGCCACCGUCAUCACCACAAACUCACGGUGCUGGAGAUGCAACGAGACAGAACCAGAACCAGAAGUUUCUGCUGCACGUGGGUUGGGAUGUGCGGUAUUGAUCAUUGUUGCCGUAUCGGGUGGCGUGCGCUUGGUCUGA
This is a messenger RNA of Symbiodinium natans, 696 nucleotides long. NCBI's taxonomy places the organism in Eukaryota, Dinophyceae, Suessiales, Symbiodiniaceae. The record is from the annotation of a GenBank genome assembly.